ACUUGGUAGGCUGUGAAGUGCAUUCACAUGUAACUGGAAAUUUGGACAUCAAAGGGCUAACGGGUAUAUCUUAUGUUACAGGUUAUUCAACGAUAGUUAUGACCUCCCGGUUACGUGCGUUGGGUGGAAGAAUUAAUAAUAUACGCACCUCAGAAUUACCCAAAGAUAAAACUCGAUCCGAAGUCGUCUGCAGCAUCCGCUUUUUAGAUGGCUUGGUACAGACGUUUAAAGUUAACAAACAAGAUACUGGUCAAGUUCUUUUGGAUAUGGCAUACAACCACCUGGGUGUAACAGAAAAGGAAUAUUUCGGUUUGCAACAUGGCAACGACUCGGUGGACUCUGCUAGAUGGCUUGAAUCAAGCAAACCCAUCAGGAAACAAUUAAAAGGAGGUUUCCCCUGUACCCUGCAUUUUCGAGUAAGAUUUUUUAUACCUGAUCCCAACACACUGCAGCAAGAACAAACCAGGCAUUUGUAUUUCUUGCAACUGAAGAUGGAUAUUUGUGAAGGAAGGUUAAUUUGCCCUCUUAACUCAGCAGUGGUCCUAGCAUCCUAUGCAGUACAAUCUCAUUUUGGAGACUAUAAUUCUUCCAUACAUCAUUCAGGAUACCUUUCUGAUAGUCAGUUUAUACCAUACCAGAACGGUGACUUUUUAACAAAGGUGGAAUCUCUCCAUGAGCAGCACAGCGGUCUAAAGCAGUCAGAAGCAGAAUCUUGCUAUAUCAACAUAGCGAGGACCCUGGACUUCUACGGAGUGGAACUGCACAGUGGAAGGGACCUGCACAAUUUAGAUCUGAUGAUUGGAAUUGCUUCUGCGGGCAUCGCUUUGUACCGAAAAUAUAUUUGCACAAGUUUCUAUCCUUGGGCGAACAUUCUAAAAAUUUCUUUCAAAAGGAAAAAGUUCUUUAUACAUCAACGACAAAAACAGACUGAAUCCAGGGAACAUAUUGUGGCCUUCAACAUGUUAAAUUACCGAUCUUGCAAAAACUUAUGGAAAUCCUGCGUCGAGCACCAUACGUUCUUUCAGGCAAAGAAGCUACUACCUCAGGAAAAGAAUGUUCUUUCUCAGUACUGGACUCUGGGCUCUAGGAACCCUAAAAAGUCUGUAAAUAACCAGUAUUGCAAAAAGGUGAUUGGAGGGAUGGUGUGGAACCCAGCCAUGCGGAGAUCUUUAUCGGUGGAACAUUUAGAAACCAAGAGUCUACCUUCUCGAUCCCCUCCUGUUACUCCCAACUGGCGAAGUCCUCGGCUCCGGCAUGAAAUCCGAAAGCUACGGCACUCUUCUGCAGACAACCUUGCCAAUGAAAUGACAUACAUUACAGAGACCGAAGAUGUAUUUUAUACAUACAAGGGCUCUCUGUCCCCAAAAGACAGCGAUUCCGAGGUUUCUCAGAACCGAAGCCCGCUCCGAGAGAGCAUAUCCGAGAACAAUCCAGCACAAAGCUGCCUGACCCAGAAGUCAUCCAGUUCUGUGUCUCCAUCUUCAAAUGCUCCAGGCUCCUGCUCACCAGACGGUGUUGACCAGCAGUUCUUAGAGGACUACCAUAGGGUGACCAAAGGGGUCUCCACUGAGGACUCCAGCCAGUACUACUGUGACAAGAACGAUGAUGGUGAUGGCUACUUACUCUUGAUCCGUAUCACACCAGAUGAAGAUGGAAAGUUCGGAUUUAAUCUUAAGGGAGGAGUGGAUCAGAAGAUGCCUCUUGUGGUAUCAAGGAUAAACCCAGAGUCACCUGCGGACACCUGCAUUCCUAAGCUGAACGAAGGGGAUCAAAUCGUGCUAAUCAAUGGCCGGGACAUCUCUGAACACACCCAUGACCAAGUGGUGAUGUUCAUCAAAGCCAGCCGGGAGUCCCACACGAGGGAGCUGGCCCUGGUGAUCAGGAGGAAAGUUGUCCACUCAUUUGCUGAUAUCAAAUCUGAAGAUGAACUGAACCAGCUUUUCCCAGAGACCAUUUUCCCUGUGUGUCCAGAGGGUGGGGACACUCUAGAGGGAUCCAUGGAACAGCUCAAGAAGGGCCUCGAAAGUGGGACAGUGCUGAUCCAAUUUGAGCAACUCUACAGAAAGAAGCCUGGUCUGGCCAUCACGUUUGCAAAGCUGCCUCAGAAUUUGGACAAAAACCGAUAUAAAGAUGUGUUGCCUUAUGACGCCACCCGGGUAUUAUUGCAGGGAAAUGAAGAUUAUAUUAAUGCGAGUUAUGUGAACAUGGAAAUUCCUGCUGCUAACCUUGUAAACAAGUACCUUGCCACUCAGGGACCCCUGCCACAUACCUGUGCACAGUUUUGGCAAAUCGUUUGGGAUCAGAAGUUAUCACUCAUCGUCAUGUUGACAACUCUCACGGAGCGAGGGCGGACCAAAUGUCACCAGUACUGGCCUAACCCUCCUGAUGUCGUGGAAUACGGCAGCUUCCACAUCCGGUGCCAGUCAGAGGAUUGCACCAUCGCCUACGUAUUCCGAGAAAUGCUGGUCACCAACAGUGAGACAGGAGAAGAGCACACGGUCACCCAUCUCCAGUACGUUUCAUGGCCUGACCACGGCGUUCCUGAUGAUUCCUCAGACUUUUUGGAAUUUGUAAACCAUAUGCGGUCCCUGAGAAUAGACAAUGAGCCCGUCUUAGUUCAUUGCAGUGCGGGAAUAGGUCGAACUGGUGUGUUGGUCACUAUGGAAACAGCCAUGUGCUUAAUUGAGAGGAACCUGCCCGUCUACCCACUGGAUAUUGUCCGGAAAAUGCGAGACCAGCGUGCCAUGAUGGUGCAGACAUCAAGCCAGUACAAGUUUGUGUGUGAAGCAGUUCUUCGUGUAUAUGAAGAAGGCUUAGUCCAAAUGCUGGAUCCCAGCUAA
This is a messenger RNA of Trichechus manatus latirostris (Florida manatee), 2840 nucleotides long. It is a transcript of the gene PTPN3, whose product is annotated as protein tyrosine phosphatase non-receptor type 3. Bases 99 to 2840 code for a protein of 913 amino acids. Gene Ontology annotation, cellular component: cytoplasmic side of plasma membrane; cytoplasm; cytoskeleton. Lineage: Eukaryota; Metazoa; Chordata; Mammalia; Sirenia; Trichechidae. The transcript has 25 exons. Gene Ontology annotation, molecular function: protein tyrosine phosphatase activity; cytoskeletal protein binding. The record is from RefSeq and is a predicted model, not a curated record. Gene Ontology annotation, biological process: protein dephosphorylation.